UCGACACUUUUGUGACUGCGGGGUGCUACGAGGUGCUGCGUUCGCAGGUGGGUUCGGGUUCCCUCCUGUUACGGUCCUCCUGCGGGGGCCGGCUGCUUGCGGGUGGUGGGGAUGGGACAAAACAUCUUCCUCUGCGGCCUAAUGGCUCCGGGAAAAUAAACUCCGUGGCUACUUGGGCCGAGCGCCGGACAGGGCCUCGGGCGCCUCGCCUCAGGCCGGUUCCGGGUGUCUGGUCAGUCUCAGGGCGUUUGGCGAUGGGAUUCUCGGGUCUUGUACUUAAGCUUUGAAAAUGGGAGACGUCACAGUUUUGCUUUUCCUGGAGACAAGUCUUUUGCAGAAAUACAACUCACAGCUACAUUGAAACAGGAGAACUGCUUGGUUCGGGAUGGCUAGAGAAUCAAGGGAAAGCACAACCCUGGACUCACACUCUGCAGAGGACCAGAUGGAGCUACUGGUCAUAAAGGUGGAACAAGAAGAGGUCUCCCCAUUGGCAGAGGAGACCAGUUGGCUGGGCAGUCCUGGGCCUGACCGCUCCCGCCAGCGCUUCCGUGCUUUCCGCUACCCAGACGCAGCCGGGCCCCGGCAGGCGCUGAGUCGGCUCCGCGAGCUCUGCAGACAGUGGCUGCGGCCAGACAUGCACAGCAAGGAGCAGAUCCUGGAGCUGCUGGUGCUGGAGCAGUUCCUGACCAUCCUGCCAGGGGAGCUGCAGGCCUGGGUGCGCGAGCAACACCCCGACAGCGGGGAGGAGGUGGUGGCACUGCUGGAGUACUUGGACAGGCAGCUGGAUGAGACACCUCCACAGGUUCCAGAUGAUGACGAUGGGCAGGAACUCCUUUGUUCCAAGGCAGUACUGUUGACAUCAGCUCAAGGCUCAGAAAGUAGCCAGAUGGAGUCCAUGGAGCCUCUGCUUAAGCAGGAGUCUUUGGGAUCCCUGCCCUCAGAAGUCAGAGAGCUUCUUUUUGUUGUAGUCACCCAGGCAGGGCAUUGUGGAGAAGAUGGAGUGACAGCUACCAGGCUCACAUCAGAGCUGCAGGGGCUGCUGAAAAUGGAAGAUGUAGCCCCAGGCCUUUCCCCGAGAUGGACAGAGCAGGAUUCAUCUCAGAUGAACCUCUACAAAGAUGAAAUGCAGGAGAACUCUGGCAGCCUGGUUUCCCUGGAUGAGAACAUGCAAACUAAGGUUAGGGACUUGCCUCCAGCUGAAGAAUACACAGAACAAAAGCCUGAGCAGACAGUGUGCUUCCUGGGUGAAGACACUGUCCAGAUUCCUACAGGUACAGAAGCCAGUGAGCAGGAAGGCAAGUUACAGACAACACAGAAGAAUGCCACGGGAAACAGGCGGUUCUACUGCCGUGAAUGUGGGAAGAGCUUUGCUCAGAGUUCAGGCCUAAGUAAACACAAAAGAAUCCACACUGGAUUGAAACCCUAUGAAUGUGAGGAGUGUGGCAAAGCCUUCAUUGGGAGUUCAGCUCUCAUUAUUCAUCAGAGAGUUCACACUGGUGAGAAGCCAUAUGAGUGUGAAGAAUGUGGUAAGGCCUUCAGUCACAGCUCAGAUCUCAUCAAGCACCAGAGAACCCACACUGGAGAAAAGCCCUACGAGUGUGAUGACUGUGGGAAAACCUUCACUCAGAGCUGCAGCCUCCUUGAACAUCACAGAAUUCACACUGGGGAGAAGCCAUACCAGUGCAACAUGUGUCCCAAAGCCUUUAGGCGUAGCUCACAUCUCCUGAGACAUCAGAGGACCCACACUGGGGAUAAAGAUUUUUUUGUUCCAGAACCUUACUGGGAAAGUCAGAGUAGGGUGGAAAGCCAUUGGGAAAAUAUUGAGACUCCUGUGUCUUAUCAAUGCAAUGAUUGUGAGAGAAGUUUCAGUAGGAUUACAAGCCUUAUUGAACACCAAAAAGUACACACUGGUGAGAAACCCUUUGAAUGCCAGACCUGUGGAAAAGGCUUCACCCGACCUUCAUACCUUAUUCAACAUCAGAGAAGACACACGGGGAAGAAAACUUCUGUCACAGUGACCCCUGCUGUACAUUCCGAAGUUGGUGUUCAACUGUCAUUGAACUGAAGCCGCUCUGGAGCUCUUAAUGACUGCAGAAGUCAUAGGCUAGGGCUCUAUUUAAUAAUGUACAUCCUCAGAUAUUAGGAAUCUGACUAAGACUUAUUAUCUUCUACAUUCUAGAAGGUGACUAUAAAAAAAAAAACUUAUUUCAUAGGAGAGUUGUCUGCAAGGGUUCUAACCUAUUGGAAUUAAAUGGGCUUCCUGACUGUCAAAUUGCCUUCCCUUGGCCUGCACUUCCUGUCUCUUGAGGGAAUGGUUAUGCUUUUUUUGGGAGGGGUGGGGGUGGGGAAGUUACUCUGACCCUUCUUUAGGCUAAUGAGCCCUUCACGUGUGGUCAGACUUGGAACUCUUGUGUCCUGCUUUGUGCCUUGUAUACAGGUGCUAACAAACAUUUAUUAAAUAUACUGGUGAGAUUUCCUACAUAGCUCUGAAAACCCAUUAUCUGGAAAUUCUCACCAAGGCCAUUUGUAUAUCUUUGAAAAAGAAGAUAAUGUUUUAGAUUGAAUCAAUGUAGUACUGCUUUGUUUUUGUUUUUUGCCAAGUACCCCAACUUGGCAGGGAAGAGGUGAAGGUGAGGUUAUUGUGCUAGAAUUCUUUAACUCUUUACCUAAUUUAGGAAUUCUGUGAGAGUGCCUUAAAUAGCUUUCUUAGCAUUAAGUCAUUGUGAAUGUGCCACCCAUGGAAUUCCACUAAUAUUUUUUUCCUGUUAAUUUUAUUACUCUUGAGAGAACAGAAAAGAAAAGAAAAAGUUAAAAAAAAAAAACUUUCCUACUCAUGUAGUGUGAAAAUCAGUUUCAGAAUAAAGUGAUCAAUGUCUAA
This is a messenger RNA of Rattus rattus (black rat), 2878 nucleotides long. Its product is annotated as zinc finger protein with KRAB and SCAN domains 3. The transcript is spliced from 6 exons. Lineage: Eukaryota; Metazoa; Chordata; Mammalia; Rodentia; Muridae. The coding region runs from base 386 to 2065 and encodes 559 amino acids. The record is from RefSeq and is a predicted model, not a curated record. Gene Ontology annotation, molecular function: DNA-binding transcription factor activity, RNA polymerase II-specific; RNA polymerase II cis-regulatory region sequence-specific DNA binding. Gene Ontology annotation, biological process: regulation of transcription by RNA polymerase II.